Molecule: messenger RNA, 2758 nt
Organism: Hyaena hyaena (striped hyena)
Lineage: Eukaryota; Metazoa; Chordata; Mammalia; Carnivora; Hyaenidae
Gene: MTERF1
Product: mitochondrial transcription termination factor 1
Exons: 3
Coding region: 28-1290 (420 amino acids)
Biological process (GO): regulation of DNA-templated transcription; termination of mitochondrial transcription
Cellular component (GO): mitochondrial matrix
Molecular function (GO): double-stranded DNA binding
Source: RefSeq, a predicted model, not a curated record
UUUUGGAGACAACAGAAUUGAUUUGAAAUGAAGUUUAAUCUCCAGUGCUACUAUCCCCAGGGACAGCUGCUUUCUAGCGCUUCUGGAGAAAUGCAAAGUCCUCUCUCUUUAAGACAAACGAGCAUUCCAAAAGGUUUGCGAUACAUGACCAUUAUGGCACCAAGAAACUUCUUGUGUAUGAGAAGUAAUUUUCUCUUUGGUUCAAGAUGUUGGAUGAUCCGAUUUUCUGCAAAAAUCCUCUUUAAAUUAGUUUCAUUUAGGCUUUAUAGUGUAAAGUGUGGUAAUGCAGACAGUGAGUCUUCGGAGAAUGAAGAACUACUGAAUAAUCUACUUAAAAUGGGAGUAGAUGUUGACAUGGCAAAAAAACGACAGCCUGGAGUUUUUAAUAGGAUGGGAACUAAAGAGCAAGACCUGAAGAUGUUCCUUCUAUCCAAAGGUGCUAGCAAAGAAGUGAUUGCUAGCAUUAUAACAAGAUAUCCACGAGCCAUUACACGCACACCUGAAAGUCUUUCAGAACGGUGGGAUCUGUGGAGAAGAAUUAUGACAUCAGACCUUGAAAUUAUAACUAUCUUGGAACGUUCUCCUGAAUCUUUUUUUCGAUCCAGAAACAACCUAAACUUAGAAAAUAAUAUAAAGUUCCUCUACUCAGUUGGAUUGACCCAUAAAUGCCUUUGUCGAUUGUUGACCAAUGCCCCACGUACCUUCUCCAAUAGUCUAGAUCUGAAUAAACAGAUGAUUGAAUUUUUACAAGAAGUCUGUUUGUCAUUAGGUCACAAUAAGCCCAGAGAUUUUGUUGGGAAGAUAAUUUUUAAAAACCCUUUCAUCUUAAUUCAGAGUACCAAACGGGUGAAAACUAACAUUGAGUUUUUACAGUCAACUUUCAACUUGAACAAUGAGCAGCUGCUCAUUCUGCUGUGUGGUCCGGGAGCUAAAAUUCUCGACCUUUCCAAUGACUAUGUCCACAGAAACUACACAAAUAUCAAAGAGAAGCUGUUUUCUUUGGGGUGUACUGAAGAAGAGGUACACAGGUUUAUCAUAAGCUAUCCAGAUAUGGUCUUCUUGGGAGAGAAAAAGUUUAAUGAUAAAAUAGACUGCCUCAUAGAAGAAAAAAUUAGCAUAUCACAAAUAAUUGAAAAUCCUCGGAUUUUGGAUUCAAGCAUAAGUACUUUAAAAAGUCGAAUCAAAGAAUUGGUAAAUGCUGGCUAUAAUUUCAGUACAUCAAACAUUAGUCUUUUAUCUUGGAGUCAAAAAAGAUAUAAAGCUAAAUUGAAAAAGUUAAACACUGAAUAGAACAUUGUUCUGGGGAAUUAAAAAGUGACUUACAAUGUAAUGAUCCCUCAUUUUGAAUUUGGGCCUUUCAAAAAGGAGAAGUUUGGUUUCUUAACCAUAUAUAUAUAUCCUUUGGAUAUUUUACUGUAAAGGUUUGUAAAAACUCAUGAUCAGUAUGCUCUAGUAUAGUCUUUCCAGUUACCUUUUCUCUAGUUUGAAUUAAUACAACAUCCAAUUAUAUGAUACAGGCUGUGACUGUCUUAUAAGUGGUAAUUCCUGAGUACAGGACAGAACAAUAUGUGGAAAGAUAAAAAGUACAAAAUAAGCUUUUGGUUUCUAUUCAGAUUAAAAAGUCAACAGUUAUUUGGAUAGUUCUGUUUCCUCUCAGGGAGGGUUUAGGAUGGCAACUGAUUUCUCCUAUUGUUCCCACAUAGCUAAUUAUGGUUCAUCUUCAAAAUAAAAUGCCAAUAAAAAUCUGACAAACCAGAAAAGAGGGGUUUUCAUCUCAAGUUCUACAUUCUCCAUUUAAACCAUUAGUAUGUUCCCCCUACCUCCCAACUUGGGCUCAAUUUACUAUGGGUAUAUCCUGAUUUCUUUGAAGUCAAUGGCAACUAUGAUGGGCAGAAAAAUGGCCACCCAAAGAUGUCAAUAUCAUAAUUCCCAGAAUCUGAAUGUGUUAUGUUACACUGGAAAAGGACUUUGCAAAUGGCAUUAAGUUAUGGACCUUAAGACAGGGAGAUUAUCCCAGAUUAUCUGUGUGGGCCCAGUGUAAUCAUAUGGGUCCUUCAAAAUGGAAGAGGGAUGUAAUAGAGGAGGUCAGAGUGAUGUGAUGUAAGGACUUGACCCUAUUUACUGGCUUUGAAGAAGGAAGGGACAAUGAGCCAAAGAAUGCAGGUGGCCUCAAAGAAAAUGGAAAAGGCAAAGAAACAUUCUCCGCUAGUUCCCUUAGAAAGGAACAUAGCCCUGCUGGGACCUUGAGUUUAGCCCACUAAAACAUGUGUCAAACUUCUGACAUUCAGAACUAUAAUAUAAUCAAUUUGUGUUUUUUUUUAAGCCAUUGAGUUUGUGGUUGUUGUUACAGCAGCAAAUAGAUGAAUAUAGGAAUUAAAUGAUAUUAGUUCCAUUAUAGGUGAAGAAGUCACAAAAUAUGGUUCUUUUAGUAUAUCUGUGUUUCUUUCUCUUGUAAUUAACCUUUUUUUUCCACAUACCUUUCUGGAAUGACAACUAAGUUACUGUUUGUGAAGAUCUCUAAAUAUCUGUAUAAAAAAACUAAAUGUAAGUAAUAAAGUCUAAAUAAAGGAAUAUUUUUGCCUGAUAAUGUAGUUUAAAGAAAUGGUUAUAGUUUCUGUAUAUUUAUGUUUUAUGGGAAUUUCAUCUAAUGUAAACAAAAGAACAAGGAAGUUUUCGAUGCACUGACUUCAAAUAUAACCAAACCAGGUGAUGUCAAUGGCUCUAAGACAUUCACAGUCUAGCUCUGACUUAAACUGAA